This is a messenger RNA of Sordaria macrospora k-hell, 1800 nucleotides long. The record is from the annotation of a RefSeq genome assembly. Lineage: Eukaryota; Fungi; Ascomycota; Sordariomycetes; Sordariales; Sordariaceae.
AUGACGACUGACUGGAGCAAGCUCACAGUCGUUGACCUACGUCAAGAGCUCAAGCGCCGCGGGCUGUCCCAGGCCGGUAAGAAGGCCGACCUUGUCGAACGCUUGACUGUCGACGACCAGGAGGCGCAGACAUCGCAACAAGAAGGAGACGCACCGCCAGAGGAGGAAACAGAACAGGACAAAGAAGAGACCAAGGAACUGGAACAGGAAGCAGAGGCCCCCGGCGCACAAGCUGUUGAGACCGCACCCGAAGAUGAAACCACAAAGAGCUCUGGCAGCCCUGCCCCGGCGCCCGUGAAAGCUCCUUCGCAAGAACCUCAGCCCGAAGCAGCCUCUGCGUCCCCAGCUCCUGAGCCAGUUGCCCCCCAACAGAACUCAACCACUACGCAAGACGCCACACAAACAGAAUCAGACAACAAACAAGAUGAAUCAAACGAGCCGACGAAAGAGUCCGCCGCAGAAUCUGCGCCCGAAGCAAACAAUGUUCCUGCGACGAAAGACGACACAACUGAAGCAAAGGGGGAGAAGGCCGACGAGAGUUUAUCUACCGAAUCUGCACCCGUGGUUCCUGAACUCACCGGCGAAGAUACAUCUACCAGAAAGCGCAGAUCUCGCAGCCCCCCUCCGGAGGAAGAGACGUCUAGGAAGCGUGCACGCCCUACCGAGCAAGAAGACGAAGACACACGCAUGAGUGGACUUGAAGGUCAACCCGGCGAAACAGUGCUACCCCUCGAUGACGAGCAGGGCGGGAAAGACGCUUCCUACGCCACUAUCCACGCCGAGAUUCCCCACGUCGCCGACUCAAAGGAGGUUUCUGAGAUGCCCGACGCACCACAGCACCGCAAAGCUUCGGAACCGCGCGAUUCGAACUAUCGUGGCCAAGAGGAGGAGUCUCGCGACCAUGUAAAGACUGAGGCCGACCUCAAGCAAGAAUCCCCCGACCGGGCAGCGUACGACCGGAGCGCUGUCAAGUACGAGGCCGACAUGGACAUUGACGAGCGAGACGUUGCCCCCUCUGAACACCCCGCCACCCAAGCGCUAUACAUCAAGAACCUCAUGAGACCGCUCCGCCCUGACUUUCUUCGCCAAUACCUCGAAGAGCUCGCCGCGCCCCCGGGCAGCCUGCGGGACCCAGACUCCGUUCAGGAUUUCCACCUCGAUCACAUAAAAACCCACGCUUUUGUAAGCUUCACCUCCGUCGCGGCUGCCGCGCGCGCUCGUGUUGCUCUGCACGGAAAGAUUUGGCCUAAUGAGCGGAAUCGUAAAGAGCUGUGGGUGGAUUUCAUCCCUCCUGACAGGGUGAACGAGUGGGCGGAGACGGAGCAAUCCGAAGGCGGCCGCGGCAAUCUCGCCCGGUGGGAAGUUCGGUACGAGUGUGACGAAAAGACCGGCGACAUCACCACCCGCCUCGUUAAUGCCGAGCUCGAGCCUGCGCCAGCCGUCGUGGCCGCUGCUGGCUCUACUACUCGUGGUUCGGUAUCAUCAGCCCGCGAGCCCCUCCCUCCCCCAGUCAUUCCCUCCGGCCCCGCCGCCGGCCGGGACGAAAUGAAGGCGACUCGCGCCCACCCGUCGCUGCUCUACAGACCCGUCAAUGCCGAGCUUGCCGAGCGCCGUCUGUCAAACAUGCGGUCGUUCUACACCCGCGACCGCCACCGUGACAUGGGCCGCGAGGACGAAAUCAACCGGUACACGUUCGAGGACGCAGAUUCGUUUGUCGAUCGCGGAAAGGAGGUGUUUGUGGGCAUCAGGCCGCCACAUCGCGAGGCGGAGCGUCGUCGUGGUCGUAUGGGUGGUGGUGGU